GAUUUUCCUCAGUAUCUGGUUUAUUUGCUAUCAAGCCUAAAGAAGCAGUGUUCUUUUGCGCAUUCCCUUAGGGACCUUCUGGACCUUCUGGUAGGUCGCUUGCUCAAACUAUCCCGUUCUCAUUUGACGCCGCUUCUAAUAUACUCUAGAAAAUUAUGGCACGGGGAAAUAUGGCACAGGAACGCGAGGAGAUACUGGCCUACGUUGAUCUUGCCGAUAUCGAGCGCUCCGGUGAUGGAUAUGAAGCCAUGAAGAGAAAUCCGAGAAAGUCAUGGAACGAGAAGGAUAACUCCGAUACCUUAGAGGAGCUUGAGCAGUGCUUUGGCUGGCAGGCACCGACCACUCUUAUCCCGGCGUUUUCUCACCCUACUGACCUUUUUCGGCGGGCUGCUAAACGUGGUAAAUCAAACGUGGACUUCCUUGUUGUUAACAUCCACGGUCUCCGGUUUUGGCGUCCUGAGACUCUUGAAGAGAAGUUUGGAUAUAGGUUUGAUGAUUCUUUUGAGUUCGGCGUCCCUGUUAUCUGGAGCGGCGUGAUUUCUGUCGACCGUAUACAGUGCGACAAUGGUUCUAUCAGUAUUCUGACCUCGCUUUCAAAUUCGGUCACUUCCGAAUAGACGAAAAGGGCUUCAGAUAUGGAGAACUGACAAGGAAAUUUGGUUGGGCGUCAUGCGAGACAUAAAAUACUACGUCACCCCUUGCACUUUAGAGCGGUGGUGCAAAGGGUACAACCAGCCGAAGGCUGAGAGUCGUGGGCCAAGCAAUUAUCAACAACCAUUACAUUAUUUACGCACUGGAG
Messenger RNA from Ilyonectria robusta, 799 nucleotides. RefSeq lists its product as uncharacterized. Lineage: Eukaryota; Fungi; Ascomycota; Sordariomycetes; Hypocreales; Nectriaceae. The coding region runs from base 156 to 617 and encodes 153 amino acids. The transcript has a single exon. The record is from RefSeq and is a predicted model, not a curated record.